AUGGCGGCCCCAAUCACCACCUCCACCGUCACCCGGACGUCCACCAUCUCCCAAGGCCCUUCAACAACGACCAACCACGCCCACCCCAUCUUCCCCAAGUACACCGACCUCAGCACAACGACUUGGGAGGCCUGGGUCUUCGACGCCGUAGACCAGAACCCCCCUGCAACCGGCGGCGGCGCUGGCGCCAUCGAGAUCUCUUUCUUCCGCGACGCCACGGGCCUUUUCCGCGGCCGCGAGCCGCUCCGCGUCGCCUUCCACGCCCAGCUGCCUGGCGGUGGCGACGAUGCCGCGGUGCACUUCGACGAGCACGCGGCCGAGACCGUCGUCGAGGACCUCGGCGACCGGAUCAAGUCGGUGUGGACGAGCCAGCGCAGUGAAGGCGACAAGGGGUUCUCGUCCUCCUUCGAGGUCUGCGCCGACCUCAGCGCGGCGACGCUGACGUUCGACCUGCCCGAGGUGCGUGGCACGGUGACUUUCAAGAACGUUGCCGGUGGCAGUGCGGUCUCCGCUAAAGAAGAGCUGUUCGCGCCGCUGACGGCGAAGAUCGGCCACGCGCAGCCCAUCGUGUCGGCGGCCGUCGACGUCGCGCUGGCCUUCACGGACGGCAGGGAGCUACGCUUUGCGGGCUGCGGCGGCGUCGACCGCUGCGUCAUGGCGGCGCCGAUGCCGGCGCUGCUGGAGGAGAACACGUACGUGCGCGGGCACGCGGGGCCGUGGACGUUCGCGCUGCUGCGGAGCGUCGACAAGCUGGCGCCGGACGCGCGGCGGAACGAGGUCAUCAGGGCGACGGUGACGAGGGACGGGGAGGUGGUGUUUUCGGGCAGCACGACGCGGCUGUCGUUGACGGAGGAUUAUGUGUGUUUGCGCGCGGCGUACGGUGGGAAGGUGAGGGGCACGUUUGCGGAUCGCUCGUCUGGGUUUGUGCUGGAUUUUGUGGCGCCGGGGACGGGAAAGCAUUGGCAUUUUGAUGUCCAGCAUGACGCUGUUUGGUGGAGUAUUCCGCUUGGCCCGCCACCGGCCAAGUUUGGUAAUAAUGGCUUCACUAGCAAGGUUACCGGUGGAGAGGUGGGAGGAGAAGAGUACAGUGGCAUGGCUGUCGUUGGGCAUUUGCAAAUGCCACAAAUGCCUGCGGCGAAAAAGUGA
Lasiodiplodia theobromae is the source of this 1146-nucleotide messenger RNA. RefSeq lists its product as uncharacterized. NCBI's taxonomy places the organism in Eukaryota, Fungi, Ascomycota, Dothideomycetes, Botryosphaeriales, Botryosphaeriaceae. The transcript has a single exon. The record is from RefSeq and is a predicted model, not a curated record. Bases 1 to 1146 code for a protein of 381 amino acids.